This is a messenger RNA of Triplophysa dalaica, 2793 nucleotides long. RefSeq names its product von Willebrand factor A domain containing 11 (gene vwa11). The transcript is spliced from 17 exons. The coding region runs from base 1 to 2793 and encodes 930 amino acids. NCBI's taxonomy places the organism in Eukaryota, Metazoa, Chordata, Actinopteri, Cypriniformes, Nemacheilidae. The record is from RefSeq and is a predicted model, not a curated record.
AUGAAAUUGGACAAAAUGAUGAUGAAGUCAUCAGUGUCUGCUGUGGCCCUGAUGGCAUUAGUGGUCUCCAGUGCCCAGGCAUUCCUGUCUGUUGGCGGUAAUGGAAACACACAUGUAACCAUUUCUGGUAACGCCAUCAUGACAAAGAUCUAUGAGGUGUGUAAAGCAGUGGCUAAAUCUGAGGGAAGAGAAUUCGAACCAACGGGAUCUUCAGUAGAAGAACUCUUACGUGCCUGCAUGGGAACAGCCACAGGUGAGGUUUCAGGGGCCAAGCUCCUCACUGCAUUAAAUCAAAUCUACAUGCAAAACGGUCUGGUGGACCGCGACUUCAUUAGCAGCGCACCACACCAUUUCAACAACGAGGCCUUCAGUGAGGGACAUAACCUCAUCAUCCAAGGAAUAGCAGCUGUUAAAGCUAACGUCCAUGCAGACAACCUUCAGUCAGCACGAGAAAUACUAGGCAGAGAUUUCUACAGCCAUAGUAACUGGGCUGAACUGGGUUACAAAAGUCCAUAUCCCAAUCUCAUCAGACCGGAUCUUACUAUUGAGAACACAGCAGAUCAUAAGAUGCCAACAUGCAGUGACUGUGCCAGUGGCCAAUGCCCAAACUCGCUUCUGCCAGCCAUUCUAAAUGGGAAGUUCCUCACUUCGGGAUACAUGGGGUUGUUCUCUUCUGUCAAACCUCAAGGUAAAUGCAGCCAUGGUGGGGAUGCUGAUCUAAGCAGUACCCAAAAUCCCCGUGGCGGAAUCAGUAAGGACGAGAGCCACUCUUAUAAUAGUGAUCUGCACAAUACUGCUGUAAACCUGGCAGCCAACGCCACCCUGGAGCUGUUAGAGGAUAUCCGUGUUGUUAUAGGUGACAAGGAGUACCUUCGACUGAUGGGUAUAGCAAGUUCUGUAGUGCUGGCUUUUGUUAUUGAUACCACAGGCAGUAUGGUAUAUGACAUUGUAGAGGCCAAGAGAGUCGCCUACAACAUCAUUGACAGUAAAAAAGGAACUCAAGAUGAACCAUCUGAAUACAUUCUAGUGCCGUUUAAUGAUCCAGAAUUCGGACCACUAAUAAGGACCAGAGAUCCAGAUGCGAUGAAGUCAAAGAUUUCUAAUCUCAAAGCUAAUGGAGGUGGAGACCUACCAGAAAUGUGCUUGUCAGCUCUUCAGUUGGCUUUGGUAGGCGCGCCCUCCUCCUCGCAAAUAUAUGUAUUUACAGAUGCUCCAGCUAAAGACGUAGGUCUACAGAAAACCAUAAUCUCCCUCAUCCGUAGCACCAAGUCAACGGUGUCUUUCUUCAUGACGUCAACAACAAGAAGAAGGAAGAGGGGCAUCACAGCAGAACCGCGCAAAAACUUUCAAGUGUAUUAUGAUGUGGCUUUGGCUUCUGGAGGUCAAGCCAUUGAGGUCUCCAAGUCCAGCCUUUCUCAGGCCACUGACAUCAUUGUUGACACCUCAACUUCAGUGCUGGUGACAAUUCUGCAGCGUUCCAGGAGUCUAGGGCAUGCUGAGAGUUUCCCCUUCCUGUUGGAUGAGUCUGUAUCUAAUGCUACUGUCUACAUCACAGGAAAUGGCCUUGCGUACACCCUACGCAGCCCUUCAGGGUUGUCUCAAUCUAGUACGGUUUUAAAUGGAAUUCUGGGAACAAUUCAUAAAGUUGGAAACCUGGAACGAAUCCAGUUGAACGGAAAUGAGAAGGGCCUGUGGCACAUUGACAUGACGUCGACUAAGCCCUACAGCAUAAAAAUCAGCAGUCAGAGCACUAUUACGUUCAUUUAUGACUUUGUGGAGGAGUUCAAGGGACCCCAUCCUGGUUACGCUGUUAUAGAUGGUCAUCCACCAGCAGGCUUUCCAGCUAAGCUGUUGCUAACGCUGACCGGAGAGAAAGGUCCAGAAGUUCUGGAGGUACAGGAGGUAUCUCUCGUUGAGGUUUCUGGGCUCACAGUGUCUAAAGGAACCACAGAGAAAAUGACUAAUGGAAACAUCCUGGUUACAGUGACAGAGGUCCCAGAAGAGUUUGUAGUAUUGCUAAAAGGGAAAGACAUGGCGUCCAACAGCCUGUUCCAACGACAGACCACAACGCAGAGGUCUCAGUCCAAACUCACCAUCAAGGUAAUGGCAGAUGGGUCCAUGCUACCUGGACAAGAAUUUCAGCUCAAUUUUACUGUUACAACUAAAGGAACGGGUGGUGUCUACACAAUUCGUGCAAACAACGACAAAGAUUUCAAAAUGGAACACACCUCUAAACUCACUCUUGAGAGUGGAGGCAGUGCUCAAGGGAAAGUGUCUCUAACUCCUCCUGUUGACACUGUCUCAGGCACAGACGUCACUCUUACCCUUGAAGCAGAGGCUCCCGGAGAAACCGAUUCAAAUUUUGCAGUGCUUCGUCUUUCUGUAGUCUCAAAGGCGACCGACUUAACACCUCCAGAAUGCAAGAUGUUCGAUGUACAGGGGCAUUGCUCAUCCUCCUCGUGCAGCUCAUCCAUCUGGGAAUUGUACAUCAACAUUACGGAUGGGCGUGGCAGUGGUAUCGAGAGCAUCACCGUUCAGCAAGGCAGCGGAACUUUCACUCAGAAUGAGGUGGAAGAUGGUGGUGUAACAAUGGUGAUGGGUCAUUAUGAGGCCUUGUGUUGUUCACCUUUCGUGACUUUGACAUCAGUCGACAAAGUGGGAAAUGUUGGGAGAUGCUCUUUUAAAAUAGAAAUCAGUGCUGGCUCCGCCCUGGUCAGCAUGACCCUCCUGUUGUGGGCGUGUCUACUUGCAUCCACCUUGAAUUUGCUAUGUGACACUUUCUCUUUGAAAUAA